This is a messenger RNA of Limanda limanda (common dab), 5882 nucleotides long. It is a transcript of the gene pdcd11, whose product is annotated as programmed cell death 11. Bases 93 to 5531 code for a protein of 1812 amino acids. Gene Ontology annotation, biological process: rRNA processing. The record is from RefSeq and is a predicted model, not a curated record. Gene Ontology annotation, molecular function: protein binding; RNA binding. Lineage: Eukaryota; Metazoa; Chordata; Actinopteri; Pleuronectiformes; Pleuronectidae. The transcript is spliced from 36 exons. Gene Ontology annotation, cellular component: nucleus; small-subunit processome; nucleolus.
UGGCGUGCUGCUGAACAACAUGUGUAUCUGGAUCUACCCUGAAGCCGAACAUCUAACACAAGGAGAUAUUUAACUACGACACGACAUCAAUCAUGGCAUCGGCAGAGGAGGACUUCCCUCGAGGAGGGACAGCGAAGAAGAGCACUGAUGGUAAACCAGUGGUUCAUCGGGAUGAGGUGGACAAUCUCUUCCAGUCAAACGAACUGGCCGAAGCGAAAAAGAAAAGAAAGGGAGUGCUCAAGGAUGAGGCCAAGAAACUCAAGAAGCAGAAGACGGGCAAAGAGAAGAGUGAUGGUCUUGCGCUCAACGCAGCAGCCAAGUGUGUGGAAAUCCUGCAUAUGAAGAAUCUGAAGGAGGGCAUGCUGAUGCUGGGCUGUGUGAAGGAUGUUGCAGACUUUGAGGUGACGGUCAGUCUUCCGUGUGGUCUGCAAGGUUUCCUCAACAUCAGGAACAUCAGCGACUCGUACACCAAGCUGCUCAGUGAGCAGCUGGAUUCAGCUGACACAGAGGACAUCUUCUCUCUGCCUCACCUCUUCUCCCCCGGCAUGGUGAUAAGAUGUGUGGUUGCAAAGCUGGACUUGGCGAAGGGAGGCUCCCUGAGCAUCCAGCUAUCAGUCAAUCCAAAGCUGGUGAACAAGGCUCUCACCUCCAGCUCAGUGAAAGCUGGCAUGGUCUUGAGUGGAUGUGUGGAGAGUGUGGAGGAUCAUGGCUGCAUAAUUGACAUCGGCAUCAGUGGGUCCAAAGCCUUCCUGUCCAAGGCGGCAGACAAACAAAACAAUCUGGACGAUCUGAAAGUAGGUCAGUUUUUGACUUGUAAAGUGGAAGAAGUAAAGAACGAAGGACGUGUGGUGCGGCUCUCCAUCAACCCCCCGACCGUCGCCCAGGCCUGUGCGAAGGCCGAGCAGGGCUGGAACCUCACCAACCUGCUGCCUGGUCUGCUGGUCAAAGCCACAAUCAAAAAGGUGACAAAACAUGGUCUGAUCCUGGACUUCCUGUCCUCCUUCAGUGGCCAGGUGGACUUUCUGCACAUGGAUCCAGAACAGGCAUCAAACUACGCAGAGGGAACUGAGCUUUAUGCCUGUGUGCUUUACGUGGAGCAGUCCACGCGCCUCGUGGGUUUGAGUCUGCGCAGCUACCUCGUUCAGCCCGAGCAAAGAGUGACCCCCGCUCCUUCCUGUGGCGACCGCAUUGGUGUGGUGGUGGAGAACUGUAAGAUGACCACUGUACACCACAUGUCUGGAGCCAUGAUGGAACUGCCUGAUGAUAUGUUGGCAUUUGUGCACAGGAACCACAUGAAGGAGAUGAAUACGCCAGCCAAUGAGAACAGAGUGCUGGCAAAGCCUGUGCACACUUGCAGGAUCCUGGACUUCAGCCCCAUAGACCAAAUUCAUUUUGCCAGUCUGCGCCGGAGUGUGAUUGAGAGGCCUUUUUAUAGAUAUCAUGAUCUUAAGGCUGGUCAAAUUGUGGAGGGGAAAGUGUCAGUCCUGCUGAGUCAUGGGAUGGUGGUGCAUCUGUCCGACCAUAUUAAAGGUCUGGUGCCUCGGACCCACCUGUCUGACAUCCUCCUGAAGAACCCGGAGAAGAAGUACGUCGAGGGCAUGAAGGUCAAAUGUCGGGUGCUGUCAGUGGAUCCAGUUGCUAAGAAGCUGUACCUGACCAGAAAGAAGGCCCUGGUGGAAACCUCCCUGCCGUUGUUCCUCACCUUCAACGAUGCUCGUCCCGGCUGCAUUUCCCAGGGCUACAUCGUCUGCAUCAAAAGCUUCGGUUGCAUCAUUCGUUUUUACAACAACGUCAAGGGUCUGGUGCCGAUCACUGAACUGAGCUCUGAGCCCAUCAUCAGUCCUGAGGAGGUCUUCUAUAUUGGGCAGGUGUUAAAGGCUAAGGUUCUCAAAUGCGACCCUGAGAAGGAAAAGAUGGUGCUGUCCUUUAAAGGUGCAGUAGAGGGAGACACUGAGAAAGCUGCCAAACUCCAGGACGACUGUGAGGUGGGGAAGCAACUGGAGGCCAAGGUGCUGAAGAAGCUAGUCAACGGUCUGGAGGUUUCCAUCCUGCCCGAUGACAUCCGAGCCAUACUACCCACCAUGCACCUCUCUGAUCACAUGUCCAACUGCCCUCUGCUGUGGGAGAGCCUGCAGGAGGGAGACGACGUGUCAAACCUCGUCUGCUUCAGCAAUAACAAGCAGAUUUCGCUCACUAAGAAACCGACUGUGCAGUGGGCAUUGGAGGAGGGACUGGCUGCUAAGGAUUUCUCUGAGAUCACAGUUGGAAUGCAGCUGAUUGGCUGGGUCAAGAACAUCAUGUCCUAUGGCGUCUUUGUGGAGUUCCCAUACGGCCUCGUGGGUCUGGCACCGAAGUCGGCCAUGACUGACAAGUUCGUCAGCGACACAGCGCUCGCCUUCCAGCUGGGCCAGACCGUCAUCGCCAAGGUGACCAACCUGGAUGAGGAAAAGCGGCGUUUCCUGGUCACGCUGAAGAUUUCUGAGGUCAUUCCUCGAGACGGGGACGCCCAGACCAGACUUAUUAACGGUCUGCAGGAGAGAAGAGCUUUGAAUGAAGUGUUGGCUACGAAAGGUAACUGUGAUCUUCGCCAGCAGCUGACUGCUCUGUGUGUCGGUCAGAUGCUGAAGUUGACCGUGGACACUGUGAACGACGACGGAGCAACAUUUAAGUCUCAUGACUUGGUCAGUGCCACCGUACUGGCCAACAAGUACCAUGUCACGGGUGUUAGCUUGACCGAAGGACAGAAAGUUACUGCCGUCAUCCUUCAUGUCGACAUCCUGUCUGCCUCUGUCCAUGUGUCCAUCCUUCCCAAGCUGGUGGAAAAGAAGAAAUCUUUGAUUGAAGGAUCCAAACACAGAGCGACGGUGCAGUACCUAGACAAAGACUUUGCCGUGGUCUCAUUGGACAAUACAGGAAAGCUGACUGUGAUCCAAACCUUGAGCCACCUGAAUGAGGUCCUCCUCUCUGAGUCCGAGAAGCUGAAGGCAGGAAUGAGUUUGGCCGUUGAGGUGACAGAGCCAAGCUGUCAGGAGCUACAAGGGCUCCCCCUAGUGUCGUGGCAACGCGCUGCCCCCAAACGACAGCGCACGACCUCCGAUAACCAGCAGGACUCCAAGGGUCACUGCUUCGGCGAAACCUUGGAGGGGAAAGUGCGGACGGUGAAGCCUGUCAGCAUUCAGGUCACACUGGAGGAUGGAAGCACCGGCAGCGUGCACGUGUCUGAGGUGAUGGAGGCUGCCAGUGUGUGUCUGGGAUCUUUCCCGACGUCCUCUGUGAAGGUGGGCAGCACGGUCACCGCCCGGGUCAUCGGGGGACGAGAAGCCGUCAGUAACAGAUUCUUGCCGUUUUCUCAUCCCAAAUUUACAUACACCAUUCCUGAGCUCACUCUAAUACCCAGUAAAGUAGAUAAAAGUUCCGAUUUCAAACCAGUUGAAGCAAAAGAAAAACUAAACAGCUACACAGUCGGAGAAGAAAUUACAUGCUUUGUAUCAAAGUUUAAUCCAAAGAGGAAGAUGUUGGAGGUCACCACUGAUCCACGUAUCACUGGCACAGUCGAACUUCUGGCCAUGAUCACUGAUCCUAAAGAUGCCAGUCACCCGGAGAAGAUGUACAAGCUGGGACAAGCAAUUCGCGCCAAAGUGGUGGAAACAAACUCCAAACAUCGUCGCUUAGGGCUCUCACUCACAGGAAUCCAUAAGCUGGAGGUAGGCAGCGUUGCUUUGGGGAUGGUGACUCUCAUUCAGCCACAAGGCCUCGUGAUCAAGCUUCCCUUUGGUGGCAAGGGGUAUGUUGAUGUCACUGAGCUGGCUGAUGCCUACAGGCCGAACCCACUGGAUGCAUACAGCACGGAUCAGCUCCUCAGGUGUUUCCUCAUUGCGUGUGAAAAUGACAAGUGGCAGUUGUCUCUACGUCCAUCAAGGCUGAAUCCCAAGCAGGCCAAGCUAGUGAAAGACCCAGAGGUUUUGUCUCUAGACCAACUGAAGGAAGGCCAGGUCAUCAGAGGCUACGUCAAGUCUGUGGGAGAGCAGGGGGUCUUCAUCAGGUUAUCUCAGCAUAUAACUGGAAGGGCCCAACUUCAGCAGUCCACCAAGUACUUUGUUAGCAACCACAAGGUCCUCUCUGAGCACCUGCCUCCCAACACGCUGCUCACCACAAAGAUCUUCAGUAUCGACAGAGAGGACGGGUUUGUCAACCUCUCUCUACUUCCUGUGGACACCGGGAAGCCGGACAUCCUUCCAGAAUCUCUCCGUCUGCCACUGCGGCUGAUUGGAGAGGAGAAGAAGAAAUAUGAUGAUGCUGCUAAGAAGAAACGCACUCUUUCCGAGAGCGACCAGAACCAAGCAGAGUCCCAGGUCCCAAAGAAAAAGAAGAAAACGAAAAAAGCGAAGGGCGACGAUAAUGACAGCGGGGUGGAGGUGUACUUCCGGGAGGAAGAGGAUCAGGAAGGUGAAAAAGUACCCAAACCUGAUGCUGCAAAACCGGUGACGUCAGCAGCUCCAUCCAGACUACAGGUGGCGGCAGGUUUCUCGUGGGACGUGGGCCUGAACUCCCUGAAGCCGGCUUCUACAGCUCAGGAUGGGGACUCCAGUGACGGAGAGGACCAAGAUGGAAGCAGCAAGCCACAGAAGAAGUCUCGCCAUGAGCUGGAGCAGGAGAAGAAGGCGACAGAGAAGGCGCUGGUGCAGAGGGAAGUCGAGCUCAUGGAUCCUAACCUGCGCCCCGAAGACGCAACUGCCUUUGAGCGCCUGCUCCUGGCCUCGCCCAGCAGCUCUCUGCUGUGGCUCCAGUACAUGGCUCACCAUCUGCAGGCAACACAAAUCGAGCAGGCCCGUGCUGUGGCUGAGAGGGCUCUCAAAACGAUUUCCUUCAGAGAGGAGCAGGAGAAGCUAAAUGUGUGGGUUGCGCUGCUGAACCUGGAGAACAUGUACGGCACACAGGAGACCCUGAAGAAAGUGUUUGAGCGGGCUCUGCAGUUCUGUGAGCCCAUGCCCGUCUACCAGCAGCUGGCUGACAUCUACGCCAAGUCCGACAAGACCAAGGAGGCGGAGGGCUUGUACAAGACGAUGGUGAAGCGUUUCCGUCAGAAUAAGACUGUGUGGCUGAGCUUCGGGUCGUUCCUGCUCCAGCAGGGUCAGAGUGAUGCUGCCGCUGCUCUCCUGCAGAGGGCGCUAAAAAGCCUCCCUUCCAAAGAAAGUGUGGAUGUGAUCGCCAAGUUUGCUCAGCUGGAGUUCCGUUUCGGUGAUGUGGAGAAAGGUCGCACCAUGCUUGACAAAGUCCUGACCAGUUACCCGAAACGUACAGAUCUCUGGUCCGUCUUCAUCGACCUGAUGAUCAAACAUGGAUCCCAGAAGGAAGUCAGGGUGCUCUUUGAUCGUGUGAUCCACCUGAGCGUUUCAGUGAAAAAGAUCAAGUUCUUCUUCAAGCGCUACCUGGAGUACGAAAAGAAGCAUGGCACCCCACAGAGCAUCCAGGCAGUCAAAGAGAAGGCAAUGGAGUUUGUGGAAGCUAAAGGCACAGAGGCUGGAAACUAAAAUGUUUUUUUUAAUCAGAGUAAUCACCUUUGUAACUUGUAGUUUAGCUUUUUUUUUUGUAUGCUGCAGACCAGGAACAGUUAAACCUGAAAGUCAGGGCAGGAUGCUCUAAUGUUGCAGAACACACCAAACCUUUGUAAAUCAUUAACUCGUGUUAAAAACAAACUGGUAAUAAGCAUUUCGUCAACUCACACUUUGAUCCAUUGUUUGUAAAUGAGGGUGAGAAGAGAAAUGUCAUGAUCAUUACUUGACAAUGUUUUUGAACAGAUUUUUUAAAAAGUCCUUUAUCCUUCUUUUCAUGUUUCAUUGUUUUCUGCUUGAUGUUUCAAUAAAUCCAGCACCAUCACAAUA